This is a messenger RNA of Microcebus murinus (gray mouse lemur), 434 nucleotides long. The record is from RefSeq and is a predicted model, not a curated record. NCBI's taxonomy places the organism in Eukaryota, Metazoa, Chordata, Mammalia, Primates, Cheirogaleidae.
AGUUCGCUGGGUCCUGCAGUGUGGAGACUUAAAUCCAAGGUCAUGGCAAAUCAUCUCAAGUUCAUUGCUAGGACUGUGAUGGUACAGGAAGGGAACGUGGAAGGUGCAUACAGGACCCUAAACAGAAUCCUCACCAUGGAUGGACUCAUUGAGGACAUCAAGCGUCGGCGUUACUAUGAGAAGCCGUGCCGUCGGCGACAACGAGAAAGUUAUGAAACCUGCCGGCGGAUCUACAACAUGGAAAUGGCUCGAAAGAUCAAAUUCUUGAUGCGAAAGAAUCGGGCAGAUCCAUGGCAGGGCUGCUGAGGCCUGUGGAUAGGAUGCCCAAUAUGAAAACCCUUGUCCAGUUUGUGUCUCCACCUAUUUUCUUUCUACAAUCCAUUUUCUGUUACCUUUCUCUACAAUAAAUUCAAUUACAUAUAUGAAAGAAGCAA